Messenger RNA from Marasmius oreades (fairy-ring Marasmius), 453 nucleotides. RefSeq lists its product as uncharacterized. The transcript is spliced from 2 exons. The coding region runs from base 1 to 453 and encodes 150 amino acids. The record is from RefSeq and is a predicted model, not a curated record. NCBI's taxonomy places the organism in Eukaryota, Fungi, Basidiomycota, Agaricomycetes, Agaricales, Marasmiaceae.
AUGGCGAUUCAGCCUCCAGAACUGGGCAGAACCUCUGGCUGUGCAGAUAAAAAUUUACCUUCAGAUGGAUCAUGCCUCAACCUCAUUGUCGAGGAGCCCUUGCCUAUUGAACAGAUCCCUGCGGAAAGAGCCUCGGAGCUUGAACGAUUUCGGUCUCGCGAAGUUGUCCUCUACUUGAAUCAACAUCAAGCUGAGGUUUUUCCCUUACUAUUGGAACACAGGGCUGCGGCUCAAGGAUACAUGGGUGACGAAUCCAAUGUCAUUUGGUGCAAACUCGUCGAUGAAGAUGAACGGGACACGCUCGAAGCUCUUCAAGCCCUCAGUUGUAAAAAGCAUCACAUUGUCACCCUGCUUCUCCCUCCCUGUCUGCUUCCUACAGGCCAAUACUUGAUCACGAUACCACCACGAAACCGGGGUGAUUCUGUUCAACUCCUGAUAUGGAUGACAAAGUAA